This is a messenger RNA of Halteromyces radiatus, 573 nucleotides long. RefSeq lists its product as uncharacterized. Lineage: Eukaryota; Fungi; Mucoromycota; Mucoromycetes; Mucorales; Cunninghamellaceae. The record is from RefSeq and is a predicted model, not a curated record. The coding region runs from base 1 to 573 and encodes 190 amino acids. The transcript has 2 exons.
AUGAUUCAUCAAUCUAUUCUAGUCCUUUUGAUGUUAUGUAUGGUGGCCAUCCACGCUGAAUACAGGUGCAAUGGAAAUAAUGGUGCAAGCUGUUACUGGACAUAUUGUGGAACAACACAGAAUAACCUUGGAGAUGUGGAUGAGGAAGGUUACAAAUUAGUGUCAUGGACCAAAGAGCUCACGCACGCUCAGAUAUGUACAAAUCCGGGUGCUAUGGGACUAAGCAUACAUCCACCUGGUAAUUGUUGUGAUGCUUAUGGUGGAACAUGUGCACUUCUUGGGCAAUACAAAAGGCUUUGGUGUAAACCUGCCCCUGUCACCUAUCGAAAACUUGGUAACUGUCCUGACAAUCAGCACCGAAUUUGUCAGAUUUUAGCUAGCGAAGAAAAGUGGGAUAUUUGCAGUAAAGAUCAGUUCCAAUUUCAAGGCUAUAAGUUUGCUGCUACAAUUUUUAUACUUUUCAUCAUGUUAGUCUCUCAUAGGGGCUAUCAGUGUUAUGAAAUUAAUGUUUCAAAUAUACUAUUGAAUUCUAUCAGGGUCGUCAAAACAACGAAGACGGAUAAAAAGAUUUGA